AUGAACUACUUUAACAAUUCUUCAAACGACACCAGCAACAAUAACAAUUCUUCCAAUCAAAGGACUGUUUUUUUCAUUGACACCAGUAAUCCGGAAGUAAAUCAAACCAUUUCUGCUUGUGGCAGUAAUCCAUUCAUCAAGCCACCCUUUCCACCUGUGAUCGACAUUCGUGAAUUGAUCAUUAAACUAACUAAUGGUAAAUUGCCUGCAAAAUCUCCUAACGCUUUUAUCAUUUAUCGUAAAGCUUUUCUGGAUACAGCAUGUGCCAAUGGCUACAAAUUACCAAUGACCGUUAUUUCAACAAUGGUUUCCAAAUCUUGGGAAAGUGAGCCACAAUAUGUUAAAGAUGAAUAUAAAAAACUUUCAAAGGAAGCAUUCAAUCGUCUCAACGAAAUGAAUCCAAAAUCAAUCAAACCUAAUAAAAGAGAAACUAAUCCGAUUGACGGUAAUCUAGUAGGCGUCGUCGACAACAAUAAUUAUUUAGUGUUAGAUGACCAUGUAAUUAGUCCCAUAGUUGAUACUCGUAUCAAUCUGGCCAACCAUCAUGGCUCAGCUAUUAAUAAUUUUAUUGGUCAAAAUAUUCAGCAUCAAAAUUCUGUCGACAGUAAUCUCUUUGGGCAGAAUCAUCAUCGAUUCAAUCCUCGUCAAAACGCUGUCACCGAUAAUAGUUUCUUUGGAGACAAUAAUAAUAAUUUGGAUGCGCAAAACAAUAAUUACAAUAAUUUCUUUGGCCAGAAUCAUCAACUCAAUCCUCAUCAAAAUUCUGUUACCGAUAAUAAUUUCUUUGGAGACAAUAAUAAUAAUUUGGAUGCGCAAAACAAUAAUUACAAUAAUUUCUUUGGCCGGAAUCAUCAAUUCAAUCCUCAUCAAAAUUCUGUUACCGAUAAUAAUUUCUUUGGAGACAAUAAUAAUAAUUUGGAUAUACAAACAAGAAUUCUUAUAGCAGCCCAGCUUCAAAAUAUCAUCAAUCAAUUGUUAAAUCGUUAA
Entrophospora sp. SA101 is the source of this 987-nucleotide messenger RNA. The record is from the annotation of a GenBank genome assembly. Lineage: Eukaryota; Fungi; Glomeromycota; Glomeromycetes; Entrophosporales; Entrophosporaceae.